This is a messenger RNA of Melitaea cinxia (Glanville fritillary), 948 nucleotides long. RefSeq lists its product as uncharacterized. The record is from RefSeq and is a predicted model, not a curated record. The transcript has 5 exons. NCBI's taxonomy places the organism in Eukaryota, Metazoa, Arthropoda, Insecta, Lepidoptera, Nymphalidae. Bases 120 to 581 code for a protein of 153 amino acids.
AUCAUUUGUUAUCUUGAUAGCGUCAGUGCGAGCCGCGCGCUCGGGUUGUCAACCAUGUCCCCGUACACUUAGUUCUUAUUUCUAAAGUCGUGUUAAAUAAAGGUGUUUGCUUUAACAUCAUGGACACUCCGAUGAUUAUAAUAGUGAGCGUGUUUGGCGCCGCGUGGCUGCUGUUGCUCGUAGUGAGCAUCGUGCUGUGCGCGCAGGUCGCCAGUCUGCGGAGGAAGGUGCUCGACCUCAGCGCUAGCGGACGACUGCGAAUACAGAAGUUGAAGAUGAGCCCGGAAGGUAAUCACGCGUUCCAGAACCCUGGUCUGGUUCCGGACGAGGAGCUCUCUCGUCGCGGCUACUCCAUGUACCAGGCGCCGGAGGACGACGUCGAGAGCGGCAGAGGAACGGAACGGCAGACGUCAGGGCGCUUUGUAGAUGAGCUAACGAAGGAACUGGAUGCAAGGCAGCAACGGCAAUCGAGCGCUCCCCCAUUCUUGCUACAAGGCAUCGAAGACAACAAGAGGAACAACAUGCCCAACGGAAAAAACAAGGGACGACAGAGUGAUACGAAUCCUAACUUCAUUUAUUAAAAUUGCAAAGCCGGAUUUAUUAUCAGGACCUCAGGCAAGAGUGUUUAAUUAGGGGAUAGAUCACGAUGAUGGUUGAUGGAUUUCCAAUUCACUUCUUUACUAUCCGCAAACUUACUGUUUAAAUCUAUCUUUUAUGUUGUGAAAGAAUUUUCAUAAAUUUCCCGACAGAUAAAGCAUGGCUGCUUUUAAAUCCGGCAAAAAAGGUUAACUACAUAAAAACUAUUCUAUAUAUUUUGGCAGUCUUAAGCUCAGAGGACGCAUAUUGUGCUUAUUACUGCUAAAAGGUACUAAUUUUUUUAAAAUUAAUUUUUAAGUGAAAAUGCGGUAUUUUUUUCUUUAUGCUUUUGAUAAAAAUAAUUUUGAAAAA